GGAAAAUAUUGGUGGUAUAUAUCAUUUUGUCGCGCAACUCCUCUCCAUGUUCGAGGCUUCUUCUGGCAGAUAUAGAACAGUCAGCGACAAAUUUUAACUUUGAGGAGAUCGAACUCGAGUAAAUUGCAUAUUCCAGAGACAUGGCAGGUCUGCGAAGGGCUAUUUUCUCCACGGUCCCUCGUAUUCUCAGCUCCCAUCGGACGUCGCUCAUCAGCUCCCAACCUCUUCACAGGCCCAUAUUAAGUUCCUUCCCAAAUUUCACCUCGUCAAGUUCAAUCGGCCAAUCCCUAAAUAUCGAUCUGUCCGAUGAAGAAAGCAAAAGGCGGUUGUUCAACAGGCUUCUGUAUAGGAGUAAACAGAGAGGGUACCUUGAGCUUGACCUGAUUCUUGGGAAAUGGGUGGAGGAUAACAUUCGGUCCAUGGAUGAAAGUGGGAUAAAAUCUCUUGUUCAUGUUCUUGACCUGGAAAAUCCGGAUCUAUGGAAAUGGCUGACUGGUCAAGAGCAACCCCCUGAGCCAGUGAGCACGAAUCCUGUAUUCUUGGCCGUGCGUGAGAAGGUGGCUAACAAUCUUGACAAUUAUGCAGCAGCCGAGACUCGAGCCAUGCCUGGGCAGUCGUGGGUUAGAGGUUGGGAUGAUUUCAAGAAGGGUAGAGACAGCCCCAUUUCUGGGAACCAAUAGUUGUUUUAGCUCCUAUUGCUUGACAAAUUGUAAAAGUGUGUGAAAUUGUUCAGUCGUGGUACGAAGCUUUCAGUAGGUAUGAGAAUAAGGAUGAGAAGCCAGUAGAUCAUUUAUGCGAAACUGGUAUCAAACUGCAUCUGUUGUGCUAAACUGAAAUGGGGCUUGAACUAUGUGUUACAUAUAUUCUUGUGUGAGUUAGUCUUAAUGUUUUUGUUUUGGGGUCGAUUCAUCGUAUUCUGUAAACAAAAAUAAUGUAUACGUAUACUACUAAUAACAAAAAUAAUGUAUACUUAUACUUCUAAUUAUCUUCUA
This is a messenger RNA of Striga asiatica, 992 nucleotides long. The record is from the annotation of a GenBank genome assembly. Lineage: Eukaryota; Viridiplantae; Streptophyta; Magnoliopsida; Lamiales; Orobanchaceae.